AUGAGCUCGUUGUGGAAUGUCCAGAACAAUCCUUUUCCAAAUCUUACGUGGGCUACCGUCAGUUGGAAUAUGGGUGCGGCGUUAUUCCCCUUACUCUUCGUCCCGCUGACUGAGAAUCUGGGAAGGAUGCCCGGUUACUUUGCGUCUUACAUUAUCUUCAUUAUCUUCCUCUUUCCAUCCGCUUGGGCGCAUAACUUCGCUACUAUGGUUGUCACUCGUUUCAUUGGAGGAGGCGCGUCCUCUGUCAGUAUCAACUUGGUCGGCGGUUCAAUAUCAGAUCUAUACCGGACAGAGAAAGAACGUUCCAUACCGAUGUCGAUUUUCGGGUGGACAUCAGUAGUUGGCAUCGCACUCGGCCCUUUCAUUGGUGGAGCGAUUCAACGUAAUCUCAACUGGCGUUGGAUAUAUUGGAUCCAGAUUAUAUUCAACGCUGGCUGUCUCCCGAUUUUCUGGUUCGUCCUCAAAGAAACACGAGGCGAUGUGAUUCUCGCAAAGAGAGCCAAGAAGUUUCGCAAGGAAGGCAGAAACGCAUAUGCAAAAAGUGAACUCAAUAAGGAUAACGUCUUUGAGAUGCUGAAAGUGUCUUUCAAAAGGCCCACCAAGAUGUUACUGACAGAGUACACUGUCGCUUCGUUCACUCUAUGGGUGUCAUUUGCUUGGGGACUGCUCUUCUUGUUCCAAUCAUCGAUCACACAGACCUUCAGCACAAACUAUGGUUUCAGCGUCUUCCAAACAUCACUCAUCCAGCUUUCUCUCAGUGCUGGGGCUACCAUAGCUACUGCCGUCAACCCUUUGCAAGACCAGCUUUACCUCAGAUCCGCCGGUCGGAAUAAGGAGACGCCUGGAAAGCCUAUCCCCGAAGCUAGACUCUACUUUUCCAUACCAGGCUCCCUGAUAUUCACCGCAGGCUUGUUCGUAUAUGGAUGGACUUCUUACACUUUCGUCCCAUGGAUAGCACCUGCAGUUGGUAUCGCUAUGGUUGGCUUCGGCAUCUACUCUAUCUACCAAGCCGUUGUCAACUACUUCACGGAUGCUUACAGCAAAUACUCAGCCUCGGCAUUGUCUGCAGCAUCUUUUGGACGCAACUUGUUUGGCGCUUUCCUUCCAUUGGCUUCGCCACAGCUAUACUCCAAUCUUGGUUACCAGUGGGCUUCUACUCUACUCGGUCUAGUCGCGUUGGUUUUGAGUCUCGCUCCAGUAUUCCUUCUCAUCAAAGGAAAACAGAUCCGAGCCAAGAGUCCCUUCAUGAGUGAAUCUGCAUAUGACGACGAAGAUGCAGAAGAAAGAAAGCAUGGGUCAGUGGCAGAACCUGUGGGUCGAGCUGGUGGUAACCCUGGUCCUCACGGACAAGCGGUGCCGGCCACGGUCUAG
This is a messenger RNA of Aureobasidium pullulans EXF-150, 1371 nucleotides long. RefSeq names its product putative multidrug transporter. The coding region runs from base 1 to 1371 and encodes 456 amino acids. Gene Ontology annotation, molecular function: transmembrane transporter activity. Gene Ontology annotation, biological process: transmembrane transport. Lineage: Eukaryota; Fungi; Ascomycota; Dothideomycetes; Dothideales; Saccotheciaceae. The record is from RefSeq and is a predicted model, not a curated record. The transcript is spliced from 10 exons.